AUGGUGCUUCAAAACUUCAAAGAUGAUUGGCCUCUAGAUGAAAAAGCCUUAGGGACAGAGUUUGUUACUGUCCAAGUUGGCAAACAAAAGAAAGAAGUCGCUUUCCAUAAGAAACUCCUCUCCAGUCGUUCCACAGCUUUCGAAAAUCAUAUGAAAGUACUCAAAGAGAAGGGGAAAUAUCAAUUCCACUGUGAACCACGAUUCGAAAACGCAUUUUCAAUUCUCGUCACAUAUUUAUAUAAAGGCUAUGUCCCAGCAUGUCCUACUGAAGAUGGGCCCGGAUCUAGCUCUUAUGGUCGACAAAUGAGAGAAUUAUACUAUUUGGCCGAACGAUUCGAAAUCAUUGAUUUAAUGGACAAGACCAUGGAUGCAAUUCAGGCUCAUGAUUGUCGAUUUGAUCGAGAUAUCUACAAGCACAUGCCAGAAGUCUACAAAAAUACUACCAGGAAAAGCUCUUUACGGUAUUACUGUGCUCUAAGUGCGGCAUGGUAUUUCGGUCGCCCGAGCUCUCCUAAUAGUCAGAAACUGAAACGACUUGAAGCUUUCAAAGACAAAGCGGAUAUUCUUUACGAUGUCAUGAAGUUGCAAUUGAAAUUCGAAUCUAACAUCGCGAAUGAAAAAAGCGAUUAUCGAGUUCCUUCUGAUGAAAGUGGACUUGGCCAUUGUACUUUUCAUUCCCAUGGGGCAGGAGAGAUGUGCCAACGACUAGUCUUACUCGCGUCUCCUAAAUCCUCUUAUGAUAGUAAAGCCCACAGGCAAACAUAUCCGAUCAAUAUCAGGGACGGUAGUAACGGUAGAAUAGAGGAUAAGAUCAAAGACUGUUUGCAGAGAUGUGUGAGCGAAAGUGAAAGUUCCGAAGUAGUAGAAGAGGGGGAAGAUGAUGACGACCUUCCCAUCUUCACACAGGAGAAGCCUCGGCAGGUCACUACAACGAUUGGCACGAAGAAGAUCAAGAAGGAAGAUGGUGACGAGGAAAAUGUCGUAGAUCGAUCUGCGAGUACAAUUGUCUUAGGGAGGAGACCGAGGAGUGAAAGUCCAAUACUAGGGAGCAACGAGGAUGUUAUUUCAAAUCCAGGAAAACGACCAGUUGAAACCGACGGUAAGGAAAGCUCAAGUAGGAAGCGACCAUUCGUCAUAAUCAGUGGGAACACUUCACGAGAUAGAAAAUCUGAGCCGACAGGCCCUACUCGAGGGGUGCAGCAACAACAACAGCGAAUUUGUGAUGCACUGGGGUUUCGGAAAGGCCACGAUGAAGAAGCUUCGACCAACAUCAAGCCAAGAGCCCCAGUGCUUUUCAAUCAAUCCAACGGUCAAAUUACUACUAUGAGAAACGAUACGAGUCGUCUCACAUCUGGCUCUAUAAUGUCGAAUUCUGGUCGUGGCGUUGAUACAUCAAGGGUUAGUGCUUUCAUGUCUAACAAUUCCAAUUCCGCUCCCACUUCUCCUCAAAUCUCCACCCUUCCACAAGAAACUCGUAGUAACUUCAGCAGAUUUUACCCGGGGUGCGAUGAUAACAAGUGCAAGAGUGACCACCUUGAAUUUAUAAAGUCGAUCUCUAUUGAUUCUUCCAACAUGGCUUCUGAUGAGGCAAACGACAGGAAUGAAUGGCCUAUAACUCCAGACAUUCUAGGAAUUGAAACCGCAACAAUCUGCAACGGUGGAGUCAAAGAACAAGAAAUCACUUUUCAUACCCGGCCAUUGACUCGACUUUCUCCCAAAUUUGCUCAAUUUUGUCGCCAGAAAAGGCAAGUUGAUGGUCGAUUUACUCUCACAUGCGCUCAGAAUAAAUAUGAUGCUUUCACAUGUAUUGCUCUUUAUGCAUAUCAUGGAAAAGUACCAAAUGCGCCGAAGGACAUCGAUCCAAUCUAUACCCAGCGUUUGAGGUGGAUUUAUUAUGUGGCUGAGGAGUUUGCACUUAAUGAUUUAAUGAACAAGACGAUUGAUGCCUUACGAGUUUAUGAUUUCAAGCACAAGCAGGAAAUCCAUGUCCAUACAGAAGAAAUAUAUCACAAUACUUCAAAAGGAAGCUUACUGAGAUGGUAUUCUGCGGCAUCCGCAGCUUGGUCAUGGGGACGAGAAACGGGACCUGCAACUGCAUCACAGAGGGAUAAUCGCAAGAAAUUUAUCUCUUCUGGUAGGGGUAACCCGGACAUCUUUGCGGACUUUCAUCUGGUGGAUCUUUUUCACCGGGAUUAUAUCAGAGGUUUUGAUACUGAUUGGAGAGAUGUUCAUGAUUCUGGUCUUCCAGUUUGCGCAUUUCAUUGCCACUCACCGGGAGAAACAUGUCAUCGAACGGGAAUUACCGAGCCAGCAGAAGUACCAGAGCAUAUUUCGAAGAUUUUUGAUGGGGUUGAAGAUGCUGUGCUUUUGGAUCGAUCACAGAUUAUUGAUACUCCUUCUGAUCAAGAUGUGCGUUCGAGUGCACGACAAAGUACACCGUCAAGGUCUUCAGAGCCAGAGGCUCUCCAGGCAGAAGAUGAAAACCUUAAGUCCGGAAAUGGAAGAAAUAAGACUCCAAGGGCUAGUCAUGAAAUUAUUCAUCCGAUUAUGAAUGAAGUAAUCGACGGAGACCAAGAGAUGAGGGUGCCUCAAGGAAUCACAAUGGAGACUUCCAUCACAGAGAAAAUCUCAAAGCAACCAUCGACAACUCCACUAGCCCCCAUCAGAAAUCCACCCUUAACAAGAGUUGUUCCUCCAGAAAGCAAAAGAAUUGAUCAAUCGCAGAAGCGUAGUUCAGCAAAUGUUAAAAACGAAGCACCAACUGAAGAUCUUUAUGGGGCUUCUGAUGUCGAUAUGGAUCGUGAAGCUUCAGAAAAUUCCGUCGAACCAGGAAAGAAAGUUAUAGGUUCCAAGACUUAUGAUGAGCAGCUGGCAAAUGCAUGGAGAGUGCCAUUGUCGUCAUUCCCUCCACAAAAGACUAGAAUUGUACCUGGUACCGUUGUUACGAACAAGCUUGGAGAUAUCAAACGCUCUCAGGCUAUACGUGAUAUUCUCGAUAUUCGUGAUAGUCCCACUGUCACGGAAGAUGUAAUUUCGAAGGGAUCUUCAAGAAAAAGCAUUAAGAAAAGAAAAGCUAUUGUUACUGACGAUGAUACUAAUCAUGACGGUAACUCUGUCAUCGCUAAGAAACCAAAGACCGCCAAUUCAAGUCUUGAGUCUAGUAUCAAAACUUCUGUAUCGCAAAAGGUAAAUGGAAAGAAACCGUCCAAAAUCCAAGAUUCCGAGUCCGAGCCUUCGGAAGAAGAUAGUUCAGAGCAAAGUUCGGGAACUAGUUCGGAAAUUAGUUCGAGUGACGAAGAUGAUGAGAUGAUGAAUGGUUGGUCGACUGAUGAAGGUUCAGACUCCUAUGACGAACAAUCUAUCUCUCAAGCUAUUUCCCAAGUUGAGAUAAACCAGGAGCCUGAUUCCAGCGAUAGUGAUAGCGAUAGCGAAUCCGAGGAACCGGAUACAGAGCCGUCCUUUAUUGAUUCCGGAAUCCAUUCUCAUAUACCUUCGAAAGUCACCUCUUCAUCAGUUCUCGUCCAAUCUCAACCCUCAAUCACUCAACCAAGGACUUCAAAUUCACGAAAUAUACCUGGCGUAGCACCAUUACGACCUGGGUAUUGCCUAAUCUACAACUACAAAGGACGUUGCAAUAAAGCCUGUGGACUCCAACACUUGUGUCUGAAAUGCGAUCUUCAACAUUCUUCUCUUCAUCAUCAUCAAUACCAGCCAAACUUUCGAGCUUCGAAUAAAGAUCCUUCCAUUGAAACCUGCCGAGACUGGAAUGCCGGUCGAUGCGCAGUCAGAGUUACAAAUUGUACUCUACGACAUAUCUGCUCCAUAUGCAACGGAGGCCAUCGAAGCAUUUAUCACGAGCACGACGAUGCUUUUCCCAAGAGUGAUAAACAACGUACUGAUCGUACAGUAGGAGAAUCUAGUCACUUCCGUCGAGAAGGCCGUCUUGAUCAUCGUCAUUCACAAGCAAAUUCUCCGCACAUCUCAGACAAUUGGCCCGAAGAUUCUCAUUCCUCGUCUCAUCGCCAACAAAAUCAUAUUGGAGAGGUAGAACAACCCGAUUCUGCAAUCGAAUUAAGAUUUGCCUCGUGUCAAAUGUGGCAGCGGGGUACGUGUAUUAGGAAGAGAACGAAAUGUCAAUUAUCGCAUAUUUGUGAAAGGUGUGGACAGUUAACUCAUAGGACUGCGAAGCAUGAUACUUAUAUGAGCAAAACUGCUCCGCGGGCUUGA
This is a messenger RNA of Botrytis fragariae, 4227 nucleotides long. RefSeq lists its product as uncharacterized. Lineage: Eukaryota; Fungi; Ascomycota; Leotiomycetes; Helotiales; Sclerotiniaceae. The coding region runs from base 1 to 4227 and encodes 1408 amino acids. The record is from RefSeq and is a predicted model, not a curated record. Gene Ontology annotation, molecular function: protein binding. The transcript has 5 exons.